Messenger RNA from Cheilinus undulatus (humphead wrasse), 1087 nucleotides. RefSeq lists its product as uncharacterized. NCBI's taxonomy places the organism in Eukaryota, Metazoa, Chordata, Actinopteri, Labriformes, Labridae. The transcript has 4 exons. The record is from RefSeq and is a predicted model, not a curated record. Gene Ontology annotation, molecular function: haptoglobin binding; oxygen binding; heme binding. Gene Ontology annotation, biological process: oxygen transport; hydrogen peroxide catabolic process. Gene Ontology annotation, cellular component: blood microparticle; hemoglobin complex; haptoglobin-hemoglobin complex. Bases 392 to 928 code for a protein of 178 amino acids.
AUGUUGCACCUGAAGGUCCAGCCAGCAGCGGAAGCUAGCUGCUGAUUGAGGAGGUCAGCCACAGUGACUACAGCAGGAAUACCCGCUGUGACGCACGUCAGUCCCGCUGCAGAUAGAGCAGCGCUGGCGCGGAGCCCCCACCCCACCCUGCCUGUUCUCCGAUAACAAAGAGGAAGAAAUCAACACUCUACCAAUGACAUCUUGUUUUUGCUCUCAAAGAGAGUAUCACUUCGUCUGAACAUAUAUUUAUAUUUAUCGUUAAAUUCGGAGGUAAAAUGGUCGACUAAGACUUUUACGCGCACAAUCCGUCGCCUUUUUUAUUGAUGUAACUGACGUAAAACGUCGUCUCAGUGUGGAUACCGAGCUGCAGUCACAUUCCUGAGAGACUGCGAUGCUCUCAAAGAAGGAGAGAGAGAUGAUUGUAGAAAUAUGGGAGAGAAUUAUUCCUGUGGCAGAGGAUGUUGGGUCAGAUGCACUUCUUAGGCCAAUCAGAGCAACAAAAUGCGUGACAUGGCCACUACCAAGCUGCACCCCUACUGAAGGAGUAAACUCCAUACAGAACUGCCUAACGCGAACCAGGGCGACUGUAGACAUGAUGUUUGCCACUUACCCAGGCACAAAGACUUACUUCAACCACUGGGACAUCAGUCCUCACUCACCUAACCUACGCUCUCAUGGGAAGAAGAUUGUUCUGGCCAUAGCCGAGGGAGCCAAAGACAUCAGCCAGCUAACCGUCACCCUGGCUCCUCUGCAGACCUAUCAUGCCUACCAGCUCAGGAUUGACCCCACUAACUUCAAGCUCUUUUCUCACUGUAUGCUCGUGGCUCUGGCUGUGCACCUCCGUGAUGACUUCACAGAAGUUCACCAUGCAGCAAUGGACAAGUUCCUGUCAGCUUUUGCAGCUGUGCUUGCAGAGAAAUACAGAUGAGGCCCAGGUGUAUACACACUGUUUACAGUGCUCUAUGAUGUGUAGUAAAUGUGUAUGUGUGGAUGUUACAGUGCAAUGUUUUCUAGUAAUAAAAGUGUGCGAUUAAGACAGCUUUUCUUCUGUUUCUGUUGGGUUACUAAAUAAAGCAGUGCAGAAUCA